This is a messenger RNA of Helicoverpa zea (corn earworm), 5579 nucleotides long. RefSeq lists its product as uncharacterized. The coding region runs from base 1 to 5328 and encodes 1775 amino acids. Lineage: Eukaryota; Metazoa; Arthropoda; Insecta; Lepidoptera; Noctuidae. The record is from RefSeq and is a predicted model, not a curated record. The transcript has 13 exons.
AUGGAUAUAGGAAAGCUAUUCAGAAAUGUUCAGAGUUUGAACGAAUACAUAUCAACAACUCAAGAUGCUACAGAGAAAUGCAAAACUUCAAAAAUUCUACUGAAUAUGUCGACCGUUCUUGCGCUGAAGAAAAUACGUUCUCUUGAAAUCGAGUAUUUUAACAAAUGUGAGGAAAAUGGAAUCGCGUGCACGAUAUUUGACCGUAUGUUAUGUUUACCGCCUUCAAAAACAUGGAACGUGCUCAGCAAGGAGUUGGUGAACCUACUGCAAUACUGGCUGGAUGCUACAAGAAAACAUUUGGUCAGGCACAACUUGCAAUGGUGGACUUUUUUGAAACUUUUGCUCAGAUUUGUAAAGGAAAUCCGUCAGAAAGAUGCGUCUCUACCUAACAUACUAGUGGAGCAUACUGCGGAGUGUCUCUUGGAUCUGGCUACUAACAGCUGUCCUGAUGCUUACCAGAGAUAUGAAAUACUCCACUGUUUCAAUAUGUACUGCUCUGAAUCUAGUAGAGAAGUCAGAUUUGCUUUUAGGAACAAGCUUGGACCUUAUUUUACAAAAUUAUCUUCAUACAUGAGCAACUGUGGUCACCUGCCUACACAAUACAGUAUUAUGGAGACGCUUCUAAGAUGGUUGCUUCCACGACAUGACGCAACCCUGAGGCUUGCAUCAGCUAACAAGUGGUUCCAUCCCUCUAUGUACCAGAAAUCUGAUGUUGAUAUAUUCUUGGAAAGAUCCUGGGUUAAUUUCUUUCAGGACGCAAGAGAUUUCCUAAACGCGCACAAUCAAAGAAAUGAUUUGAUAACGUCAGUUGUGUGCCGGAAACUCACUGUCGGCAAAGUUGUCGUCAUUUCGGGUACGGAACGCCAAGACUCCUGGUUAGACAUGAACUGCGUGACCCGUAGCGUGUCGGUGCUACUCGACCCUCGCGCCCUGGAACCCUUCGGCUCCAGCAACCACAAGGCCUUCGAGACGCUGGUCAUCACACACUAUGAUACUUGCACUGUUAAGCUUUUUAGGGAAUCAGAAAAGCUCCUCGUAUCACUCCAUACUACCACGCCCCCUCAACUGAUGCCGUCACGUCGGAGCCUCGGCGCUGACGUGAGCUGUAACGUCACCGCUGUCGUCACCUCGCGCUGUCACCUCGCCAGGAUCGAUGCCGCGCUCAGAAGGAUCUUUGACGAUAAGUAUGAGGAUCAGAGGUUUUCUCAUCCCGUUGAAGUGAAGAAACGUAAACAUUGUGGGUACAUGGUAAGGUCUCGUCAGCCGGUCGCUUGCCCGUCACCUUCUUCAGCUUCGACCAGCUCAUUGGCACAGCUUCACGAAAAAUUAGCAGCAUUACCUAGAUUCAAAUACGAUAAAGAACCAAUAAGCGUUUGCGCGCUGCCCGAACUGUCUAUGGUCACAGAGGUCAGUGAGACAGAGGAUCUUAACUCUACACUAAAAUACAAACCUUAUGGCGUGUGCUACUACAAGAACUAUAAUAAACUAGAGGUCAGGAAAUCCCAAAGUGACCCAGAAACUUCCAGAAAAACUUUCAAGGGUCGUGUACUUUCUCCUGUUGUCAAUGAAGAUGCUCCCAGUUGUUUGCUAGUAGCUACUAUAGGUUCUGCUGAUGAUUCCGUUAUAAAUGACACUGUAGAUCGGAUGUCUAAGAGUAAGGAUUAUAACGCUGACAACAUAGUCGAUUUGUUAGUCCAAGAGGCGCUUCAGACUAAAGACGAUAAAUACAAAUCCGAUUCCGGAAUAAAUUCGGCAGAUAAAAAAUCUCUGGAACAAAACGAUAAUAGUGAAACUAUUGAUAAUACUCCUGAUGUAGAUAAAGUUAAAGUAAGCAAAAUUUCCAAAAAAACUAAAGUUGUCUCGUCUACUUCUGAUGAGUCAAAUACAGAAGUAAUUAGCGAGACUCCUUGUUUUGUUAAUACGAGGAAGAAGAAUAAAAUAGAAUCAAAACAUACCGCUCCGAGAAAUUCAUUUGAUGAGUUGGUCGUUGAACAAUUUUUCUCACAACAUUUCACUGAAAACGACGUCGGUGAAAUUGUCGUAAGUCCUACUUUAGCUAAGAAAAUCAAUGAAAGCAGUUCAGAAAGCGGCGAUAAUUUUUGUGAAAACUUCAAAUUAAUUGGUGAAGAGGAAGAAGAAGUAGCUUUACCCUACAAUUUCAAUAACGAAGAAGUUUUGGAAUGUCUUAACUGUAUGAUCGAUAAAGUAUGCGAUGAUUUCGAUAAAUGUACAAAAUAUUUAAGUAAAGAUGAUGAAAUUGCUUUAGAUCCUCACGAUACCACUGAUGAAAAUAUACCAUUGAAAGAAAUUUUGAAUACAAUCCAAGUUAUAGAGGCGAAAAAGGUAAAAAAAGAGAGUACGAAAAAGUCAGAUGUAAAGAAAAAAAUAACGUUAAAAUACAAGAUUACUCCGAAAAAAACUUCUAAGAAAACUCGUGCAUCUAAAAGAAAUAACAAACUGGAAUUGGAGUCUACGUCAAAAAUGUCUACUAUAAUUGAGGAUAACUUGGAGAGCGCUCCUGAGAAUACUGAAAAUAAAGUAGAGCCAGAAAUGAAGGAGCGGGAGGAAAGUGUAGUAACUGCUAAGAAAGAUUCGCCUGCAAAUGAAGCAUUAGAAACUGAAACUCCCAUCCUUCGUAGAAAACGUAAACUUUACUCGCCUAAAGAUGAACAAACAGCAUCAGAUUCUCCAUCGGCCCCGGAUGAUAACACAAAGUCUGAACUUAUUAAAAAGACUCCUAAAUCCACAGCAACAUGCUAUAAAGAAAUAGAAAAAUAUCGUCAGAAAAAUAUCCGAAAGCCAAGAAAUAGAAAAUCUAAAAUACCCGAACCACCAUCUCCUAGAACUAAGCAAAUGAACGAUAUGUUCGACAAGAUAAAGGAAUCUGCUGAUACCGAGAAAGUAAGGCUGGCUGAUAAAACUUUCGAAAUCGAUGUGUACAACUUUACGAGUGAUAGCGAAGAUGAAUUCAAAGUAAAAAAGAUAAAUGUCUCGAAACGAAAUAGCACAACAACUAUUGCAAGCGUUGAGUCCACAGUAUCUAAGCGCGGGAGAGCCGUCAAACGUAUAAACUACACUGAUACUAAAUCUUCAGAUGAAAGUAACACGGUGAAACGUAAAGUUAAUAGAAAACCUAGAACUAAGAAGAAGAUUAAUAUCGAAAAGAUUGAUUUGGUUGAUGAACGCAUGAGGAAAGCAGAAGAUGUACUCAAUACAUCCAUGGUAAUAGAGAAAACUAAGAAUACAGUAAACGAACCGGAAUUGGUACUUGUAACAGAACCUGAAAUGGAAGUCAUUGAUGAGAAAUUGGACAAUGCUCAAAAAAAGAAAGGAAAGAAACCUAAAAUAGAAACAUCUCAGUCAAAACGACCAAAGAGGGUUCUAAACAAAGCUAUCAUUGAAAAAGUCAAGAAUUUUGAUGAGGAUAGAACUGAAAGUCCUCUACCAGGACUUCUUGUUGAAUCAGUUCCGUCGAACAAAGAUGAUACCAAUGAUAUAUCGGCGACCAUGGUGGAUAAAUUCAAGAAGUUCUACCGAGAUGGCCCAGAAAAUUAUAUUAACGAGUCAAACACUACACAGAAUUUACUAUCAGACGUUGAAAGGAUUAAUUAUAGCUUACCAAACGUUGAUUUAACAGACGAACUACAACACAUAGAGGAACAGCUGCAAAGCAAAGAUACCGAAGUAAAGCCUAGAGUUAAAACGACAAAAAAGAAAACAUCUAAUAGCAUUAUACUUGAAAAUACGAAAAAAAGUAAACCCACACCAAAAAAGACUAAAGUAAACGAAGAAACGAUAAACAUAUCUGAAAUAACUGACCCAAAAUCGGAUAAUACUAUUGCAACGAUAGGAAUUACUGGUCACGGAGAGUUGGAGGAAGCUCCGCCUAGCACGACGUUGAUAAACGAGCGACUGGAACCGCGGAACUUAGAGGUAGAAGAUCUGGAUCAUUCCAUGAGAAAUUAUUACGAAGAACUGACUAAAGUAAUCAAUGUUUCUCAUAAUCGUGAUUCCAGUGGGUCCAAUGAAGAGCGCUUGUGUAAAAACGUCACUAAAGCCCGGAGUAUCGAUAGUAUUAAGUCCAUGUCCCCUGCCGUGUCUCUAAAGAGGUUGUCCCCUGAUGAUAUAAGCAAGUGGCUUCCCUCGCGACGCAAUUCUGAAUCAGAUGAGUCCUACGUUAGUGCAAAGUCUAUGAAACACAACAGUGAAGAACAUGCGGCUAAAAUAUUGGAAAGUAUGAAACUAAAAACAGGUUGCGAUGAUAAUAAUUCGGAUACUUCUGAAGUGAAUGUGCCAAAAAGACAAUCUUUGAGGCUAAUCUUCCAAAACCAGCAAGCAGAUAAAAUUGUAAACAGUGGACAAACUAAAUCUAAACAUGAUUCUGAUUCGGAUAGCGAGAAUGAGUCUUUGAAACCCGAUACUAAGAAGCUAAAAAUUUCAACGAAAGUAGAGACUAAGAAAACACCUAAAUCAGUUAACAAAAAUGAUAAAAAAGCUAAGCCAAUGCAUGCUUCCCUUAUAUCGCCAAUCAAGCUAUUCGAAGAUAUGAUAUCUAUCGCUGACAAGCGCUCAGAAACCACACUGUCGGACGAUGAAGAGUAUAUGAAAGAAAUAAUACACACGUUAAACAAAAAGGAAGCUGAAACUGAACCGAAGGCCAAAAUACUUGAAAAAAGUGCAGAAAAAGAUGUAAUUGAACAGAAAAACUCGACAAGAUCAAUAGAGUCGCUUUCAACUAAUUCAAAAAUGAGUACGUCGACGAAGAUAGAAGAUUCUCGAUCGCUUCUGAAGAGGACAUUGGAAGGAGAGAGAGAAGAUUAUAAAAAGAGGAAGGUGGAGCUGAAUAACAAUGAAGAAGCGUGUUCAAGCGGACUAACUGUCUCUAGUGUAGAAGACUGGUUCAAGAGAAUGGAACCGGAAACUAGCAGCGCUGAAGUAGUAAACGCUUCGAUGAGGCACAGCGUACAGGGUGUCCUAGAGAAGUUAGAUACCACGCUCGUCGAGAUAAACAGGAAUACCAGUAAAAAAUUCGUGCAUCUAUUCGUGGACGCUCAGAAGCACCUGUGCGAGCUGAAAGAACGACGCCGCGGCAUGUACCGGCAGCUCGCAGCAGAUAUACUCGCGCAAGUCGUCAACAUCAUGGACGACAAGUUUGCUGAACUAGAUAAAAGAUCACAAGAAAACGACAAUGAAUUCAUGAAGAAACUCAAAGAGCGUGCUUCUGAGCUGAUCCGAGAAGAUUGCAAGCAGAAGCGAGCCAUGGUACGCUUGCUCAAGGAAGAUGUACAAGCCGUUCUAGACCACUUCGAUAAGCAGGGUACCUCGUGAUAUGUCACCAAUGUUCCUAAUUCACUGCAGGGUAGUGUAACUAAUGAACCUUUGGAUAAAACAUCGAAACAUUAUAGAUACCAUGUUCUGUCGCAAAUUGCUCAAUAUUUACUCAGUAUCAGACUUAACCAAAGCUAUAAUUAUUUUAAAAUGGUCUAGAUUUCAUUAUAAGAUUAAUUUCUCGGUAACACCCUUUCAUCAACACUGUUGACGAUCAGGAAAAAAAAAGUUUCGUUUGUUCGCAGUGUCCA